AUGGAGAAGAGGGUGAACAGUGCACGAGAUUGCUGGAAGAGGCCUCAUUUUAUAGCUGCUAGAAAUCAUUCGUUCCCAAGAAACCCUAAUGGAACUUUGGGAGCUCAAGGCUCCUUUCCCGCAGCUGUUCCAGUGGGAGGCUACAUUCUUAGCUAUUUUUCUUCUUCUUUCCUUCCUCCUUCCUUGGCCAGAUCUGAUGAAGGAAAGGAAGUGGAUAUACAUGCUGGUUCAAAGGAUGCUUCUGGCAGCUCGCAGGCUAAUAUUCUUUGGUUCCUUGAAUGUUUCUUACUUGGAACUUGCUCCCCCCAUGUGCUGAAAACUCUAGCAGCUUUGUUCAAUAAAUCUUCAGACCUCCCCCUUCGUGGCUUCUAUUUUUCGAGCAAGGGGCUGAGGCUUUUGUGGCUUAUUUUGGAGUUUUGUAUGGUCCAAAAUGGUUCCUUAAGCAAGUGGGCUAUUUAA
Prunus armeniaca (apricot) is the source of this 459-nucleotide messenger RNA. Lineage: Eukaryota; Viridiplantae; Streptophyta; Magnoliopsida; Rosales; Rosaceae. The record is from the annotation of a GenBank genome assembly.